Molecule: messenger RNA, 1265 nt
Organism: Aquila chrysaetos chrysaetos
Lineage: Eukaryota; Metazoa; Chordata; Aves; Accipitriformes; Accipitridae
Gene: NTAQ1
Product: N-terminal glutamine amidase 1
Exons: 7
Coding region: 279-1100 (273 amino acids)
Cellular component (GO): nucleus; cytosol
Molecular function (GO): protein-N-terminal glutamine amidohydrolase activity; protein-N-terminal asparagine amidohydrolase activity
Source: RefSeq, a predicted model, not a curated record
UGGAGCAGUUUGCCUUGCCGGCGCGGGAUUGGCUCGGCGGCGUGCGCUGUGCCCGCCCCCUGCCGCCGCUUCCCGCCGGCAGGGGGCGGAGCCUCCGCGCUUGCCGGGAACGUCGCUUAAAGGAGCCGCUCUCCCGCGCGGCGGCGGCGGCGGCGGCGCGGCUCCUCGCCCCCCCCCCCCCCCCCCCCCCUUCCGCCCGCCUAGUCAGCCGCGCUUCCCCCACCCCCGGCACGCUACUCGCGGCGGUUCCCGGGUUAAAGCGCCUGAGGCGAGCCGGGAUGGCGGUCCCGCCGCGCGGCCGCGUUUCCUCGGGGAAGGCGCAGCCGGCGGCUCCCGCCGCGCCCAGCACUUCCUGCGCCGCCCUCGCCCCCCCGCCGAGGCCGGCCAUGGCCUACGAAGCGGCGGUGCCGCCCCGCCCCGCCUGCGCCUACACCAGCUGCUACUGCGAAGAAAAUGUUUGGAAGCUUUGUGACUACAUCAGGAGUCAGCAUCAAUACCCUUUAGAAGAAUUUUAUGCUGUUUUCAUAUCCAACGAUAGGAGGAUGAUUCCACUCUGGAAGCAGAAAUCAGGGCAUGGAGAUGAGCCUGUUGUCUGGGAGCAGCGUACACUUCAGUUUAGCUGUCUAAGCUUAAAUCAAAGGAGGCUGCAAAGGAAUGGGGAGAUCACCAAGGUUUCUUCAAAAGCACAAUGGGACUACCAUGUUAUUCUACUUCAUGUUUCCAGUGGGAAGCAGAACUUCAUUUAUGAUCUUGACACAGUGUUGCCGUUUCCGUGUCCUUUUGACUUGUACAGUGUGGAGGCCUUUAGGUUGGAUGACAGCCUUCGUCCAGAAUUUCACAGGAAAAUCAGAAUGAUUCGAGCAGAUUUGUACUUGAAGACGUUUGCUUCAGACAGAUCUCAUAUGAAGGAUGCAAAUGGGAAAUGGCAGAAACCUCCCCCUUCAUACCCUUGCAUUGAAACUGCAGACUCCAAGAUGAACUUGGAUGAAUUCAUCAGUAUGAAUCCCAAAGUGGGAUGGGGCUCAGUAUUCCCCCUUCCAGACUUUGUGCAUCGAUUUGGCAGACAGACUGAUUACAGCUAUUCUUUGGAAGGACAGUGAAGUGAACAAAGGUCUCCCCGCUUCUGUUUUGAGUGGGUGUGGUUUGUUUUGCUGCUCUUACAUUGUAUUUAUGGUUUACAUUUCUGUACAUGGAAUAAGUAUUUGGGCAAAUAGAAUACCCGAUCAGAAAUAUCAUGAACUGAAUAAAAACUUUUAUUUUGAUUA